Molecule: messenger RNA, 583 nt
Organism: Oppiella nova
Lineage: Eukaryota; Metazoa; Arthropoda; Arachnida; Sarcoptiformes; Oppiidae
Source: the annotation of a GenBank genome assembly
AGUUUGAACACAAAUGUUGUGUAAAUAAUGUGAUAAUUAGUGACUCAUUGACUGAAUUAGUAUUAAUUGCGUGAAGAGGGAUGCGAUUCAAUGAGAAGGAGUUAUGUCUGUAUUCUUCGGGUCCAGCCAUCAAAGAGGGACGCAUUCACCACAAGAACCCGAACGCAGGAUUCAGAGAAGGCUUUAAGGAGCGAUGGUUUAAGUUGAGGGGAAACCUAUUGUUUUACUAUCGCGUCAAUGAGUUUGGAGGCGUCCAUCACAAGGAACCGGUCGGUUGUCUCGUCAUCGAGUUGUGUCGCGUCCAGAGGGAGGACGAGUCGGGCCUCGGGUUCGCCUUUUCUAUAUGCUUUGACAGCGAUUUGGAUAAAAAGCAUUUCUUGAUGUGCAGUAACCAAAGACAAUGUGAUGAAUGGGUGGAUGUGUUGAGUGAAUGCAGUUAUCAGAACCAAAAGAACAAACUCAUGGACCUCAAGAAUCAAAUCAUGGAUAUCACCGGAACUGAUCCGUUGACCUCAUAUUCAUAUCAAACCAAAUAAUCAAACCGUUGUGUUAUUAUUAUUUAGUAUUUUUCUACUUUAAAAGA